GUAUAUUAAGGGCCUUCUUCCCUCCAGACCCUACACAAGUCUUCUGUGUUUACAGAAUCUUCAUUAACCAAGAAGUUCAAAGUGAUAAGCCUAAUUGAUACACUGCAAUCCAGCUCCAAGAUAGGAAGCAGUGAACAUUUUGGUCUGGUUGGUAACUGACAGUUGCUAGAAAAAAAAAAAAUAUCCACAGACAUAACAUUUCUUAGUCCUGUCAAAUGCAUGCAACAGUGCUUAGAGGAACUUAUUAAAUAUUGGAUCUGCUCAGAACCUUCGGACCAGAAAGACAAAGUUAAAGCAAUUAAUAUAUAAUGUGGGGUUCCAGAAUACCAGAGUUUGGCACUCUCUUGGUCCUCCUUGCAAGAUUUACAUUCCCCAAACCUUUGCCGGAUUGGAAACAACAGCAUCAUGAAGAAGAGUUGAUCCAGAAGUUAUUUGGUGGGCAGAAGGUAGAGGGUCUAACAACAACCUGGAAUUUAUCAAGGGCAUCAAUGCCUUCGAAGCCAAAGAUGAAACUACCCCAGUACAUGAUUGAUAUCUACAACCAAUAUGCUGUUGACAGGACAUCAAUGCCAAUGGCUAACAUAAUCAGGAGCUUUGAUGUUGAAGAAAUUUUUAUAUCAUCACCUCAGAAAAGCUGCACGCACAGUCCUAUUCUGCGAUUCAACGUUACAAUUCCAAAGCAUGAAUCAGUGACAAAGGCAGAACUCAAGCUAAAGGUAUCUUUGGGAAAAUGGGGUUUUGGACACCUCAGUUUAUUCGAUGUGGUACACAAUCAACCGUCUAAUAUAUCCGAAAGCACAAACAACUUCUUGGCAUCUAAAGAUGUUGAAGACAAUGAAUCUGUAACAAUUGACAUCACCAAAACUGUUAAACGGUGGAUAGAAUCUAAGAUGGAAAAUCACAAGCUUAACAUGAUCUUGAAGGCCAAAAUGGGUCAGAAUACUUGUGCCAAAUCAGGAAUGGUUGGAGUCUCUUAUGACCGCAGUCACCCACCAAUUUUAAUAAUAUUUUCAGAUGAUCAGGGCAAUCACAUGAAAGAAACAAAGAUGGAGCUGAGCCAGAUGAUACUUCAUGAAAAAGAUAGAAACCCCCGUAUAUUUUUCAAAAACACCACUGCUACUCACAUGAAGGAACACAAUGAGGUUUGGAGAUCCGUAGCUGAGGGCAGGACAAGAUUGAAACGGAGCACAAGAGAUAUUGGUUGUCAUAAAGCAUCUAUGGUGGUACAAUUUAAAGAUAUUGGCUGGGACUCCUUUAUCCUUUUCCCUCAAAAGUAUGAUGCUGGUCAGUGUGUAGGGAAAUGUUACUAUCCAAUAUUGGAGAACAUGACACCUACCAAACAUGCUAUUAUCCAGGCAUUGAUGCAUAAUAAUAAGGUUAAGGGUGUCGACAUACCUUGCUGUGUGCCAACCAAACUUGAACCCUUGCAAGUUGCUUACAUGGAAAAUAAUAGACCUGUCAUUAUAACAAAUUAUGAAGGCAUGAAAGUAGUAGAGUGUGGAUGCCGGUAGUCCUGUUACCCUUUUUAUGGGAGAUAAUGUAACAUGUUGAGACCUGGACAAGGUUAUGACUUAAUAUAUUUAAUAUUGGACUGAACUGUGGAAGGAUUUCAAGUCUAAACUUGAAUUUACCAGGUAAUACACUACACUGAUGAUGUCCCCAAAUUGGGAUUUCCACCUGUUAAAAAAGGAUAAUUGCAAUGUUACUAAUGGGACAGGAACACGGGAAACGCAGGAUGGAUUGCAGCGGAACCAGGAUUGCCUUGGCACUAUUUUGCUUACAUGACCAAAACAAUAUGUAAAUUGGCAUAAUUAGCAACACUGUACUGUACAUGGAACUGGUGACAGUAGACUAAAAUGAGCAUCAUGAAGGAUCUGACAAAAGGCAAAAGAUAAUUUUGGACAUACUAGGCCUGUCUGGUAAUUGCCAGCUUUUUCAUGUUGCCAAUCUAGACAUGUAUUUAUAUUUCUGUAAAAUAUGUUGUACAAACUGUA
Rana temporaria (common frog) is the source of this 1994-nucleotide messenger RNA. Its product is annotated as dorsalin-1-like. The record is from RefSeq and is a predicted model, not a curated record. Gene Ontology annotation, cellular component: extracellular region. The transcript has 2 exons. Gene Ontology annotation, biological process: SMAD protein signal transduction; BMP signaling pathway. Gene Ontology annotation, molecular function: growth factor activity; cytokine activity. The coding region runs from base 309 to 1511 and encodes 400 amino acids. NCBI's taxonomy places the organism in Eukaryota, Metazoa, Chordata, Amphibia, Anura, Ranidae.